AUGGCAGGAAAAUUCACCGUCAAGUCUUUGGACCAUCUGGUGCUCACGGUCCGGAGUAUCCCAAAGACCGUGGCUUGGUAUACGACUUACCUCGGCAUGCGCCACGAGGUGUUUACCUCUCCCGUCAACCAGGCUGUGCAAAGACAUGCUUUGAUCUUCGGAUCUCAAAAAAUCAACCUACAUCAGUCGGGGAAAGAAUUCGAGCCUAAAGCUCAAGAUGUUCAACCAGGAAGUGCUGAUUUGUGCUUCUUGACGGACGAGAACGUGGAAAAAGUUCUACAGGCAUUCCAAGAAGCGAGAGUCGAGGUAGUGGAGAGAACCGGGGCGGUUGGAAAGAUCCGAAGUGUUUAUGUCAGAGACCCUGAUGGAAAUCUUAUUGAUGUCAAAUUAUGCAUGAUGGUAGAUACCACACAAGACAUCUUAAUGCCUGCAAUCAUUGAUAGCGCCAUAUCGCGAUAUCAUCACACCAAAGCCCAUGCAGCAGCACCUAUUAGCACAGGAAGGACUCCGCUCUGUUGA
Molecule: messenger RNA, 519 nt
Organism: Penicillium olsonii
Lineage: Eukaryota; Fungi; Ascomycota; Eurotiomycetes; Eurotiales; Aspergillaceae
Source: the annotation of a GenBank genome assembly